Messenger RNA from Penicillium lagena, 315 nucleotides. Its product is annotated as Dabb family protein. Lineage: Eukaryota; Fungi; Ascomycota; Eurotiomycetes; Eurotiales; Aspergillaceae. The transcript has 2 exons. The record is from RefSeq and is a predicted model, not a curated record. Bases 1 to 315 code for a protein of 104 amino acids.
AUGGCACCCAUUGAACGCAUCACCCUCUUCAAAAUCCCCGACGAGGCGGGCCGGGACCGUGUCCUGGAGCAGUACAAGGUGAUGGCGAAGACGGCCACGAAGGACGGCAAACCCUACAUCGUCUCCGCGGCCGCCGGCGCCACGAUCCCGGACCCGCGCACCCACGGGUUCAACCUCAGCGUCAAGACGACUUUCGCUUCGAUGGAGGAUAUGAAGUACUACGAUAAUGAGUGCGAGGCGCACAAGGCGCUUAAGGCGGUUGCGGGGCCGGUGAAGGAGGAUGUUCUGACGACUUAUUUUGAGAGCGUCUUGUAA